AUGGCGGCUCUUAGGGCUGCCACUAUCUACAAAACAGCCAAGCAACCUGGUAUACUCGCCAUCCCUAGAGACGGCAAGUCUGUGACAUGGUCGCCAGACCAGCCCUCAGGAGCGCCUCCGAGCCUCACAAUACCCGUCCAGGACAUUUCGAAUCUGCAGAAGACACCGGACACGGCAAAAAAGGCUAUGCUGAAGAUUUUCGCGAAAGGCUCGAACGAUGCAAAUGCUGUCGAUCACACCUUCACCUUCACAUCUGUUGAUUCGCGAACUGAAAUCGAGGCCAUCACAGAUCGAAUACGCAAGAUCAUUGAUGAUCACAAGAAGGGGCAGCUCGCGGCAGCAAGCGGCAGUGGCCAGUCUGCGGCGAUGACGAUUGCGAAUGCGGUCUCUGGUGGCAGAAAUAACGGGCCGAUCUGGGAGGAUGACGACAGACUCAAAGCCGACGUGAGACUACAGCAGUCCUUGAUGCAGCAGGACGCGUUACUCGGCAGGACCUUCAGAGAAGCACUGAGCGAAAAGCCAGACUCGAUCACGAGUCUCCAAUUCACACAACAAUUCUGGGCGUCCAGAGUCCAUCUACUGCGAGCACACGCACUAUCACAACACCAAGAUCGGGGCAGGUCCAAUGUUUUCUCAGAUAUCGGCGCGAUAGGUAGUGGUAAGACGGUCAGCAUCACGAGCGAGCAGAUUCAUAUCAUCUUCGAGCAGUACCCGUUAGUCAGAAGAGUCUACGACGAGCUCGUGCCGAAGCGGUACAAUGAAGCCUCAUUCUGGAAGCGCUUCUUCCAGUCACAGCUAUACCUCAACCUGCGUGGUAUGAAAACAGACGACCGGAUCAACCGCAAGGACGACUACAUAGACUCAGACCAGUACCUCAACGCACCCGAGCUGACCGGCCUACGACCCACAGCUCCAGAGCUACACAUUGCCAAAUUCAUUGACCUAGAAGGAAACGAAGAAAACCACAGUCAACGCCAAGGCAACAAGCCAAACAUCGAGGACCAGCAAAGCAGCCUGGAAAAUGCGCCAGUCAUACGGAAACUCAACGCCCUAAGCGAGAAGCUCAUGGCAUCCGUGCGACCAGCCGACACCGAUGUAGCAGCACCCAUCGGCAGCACAGAAGCUGAAUAUGACCAACUCCGCCUGCGCGAUCUCGAAGGCGACCCCGAACAACACCGCAUAGUCCUCAACAUCCGCGACCAACGCCGCUUCUUCGGCGACACCCAAUCCUCCAAAAAGGACACUUCCAACCCAUUCACCACCAUUGACCCCGCCAAAGCCCUCAAACUCGUCCUCGAAGACAUCCGCACCGCCUUCCCCUCACCCGGCGCGACCAAUCCCAAUCCCAGACCACGAUGA
Cyphellophora attinorum is the source of this 1359-nucleotide messenger RNA. Its product is annotated as putative RNA polymerase II transcription factor B subunit 1. Gene Ontology annotation, biological process: transcription by RNA polymerase I; transcription by RNA polymerase II; nucleotide-excision repair. The coding region runs from base 1 to 1359 and encodes 452 amino acids. Lineage: Eukaryota; Fungi; Ascomycota; Eurotiomycetes; Chaetothyriales; Cyphellophoraceae. The record is from RefSeq and is a predicted model, not a curated record. Gene Ontology annotation, cellular component: transcription factor TFIIH holo complex; transcription factor TFIIH core complex. The transcript has a single exon.